AUGGAUGAUGAUGAUUUGAAGGUGAAAAAGCUGUCGGAUGAGAAGACGGCUCUGUUCGGAACUCUCGAACAAGAGAAGGCUAAACUGGUCGAAUCCGAGGAGCGAUACAACAAGUUGAGUGCAGCUAAAGCCGAUCUCGAACGACAACUGAACGAGCUGAGCGAACGAAUCGCCGAGAUGGAGGACCGCCAAGGAGAUAUGGACCGAAAACGCAAGAAGGACGAGAGUGAAAUCAACGAGUUGAAACGAAAGAAUAAUGUUCGUUCGUUUCAAUAG
Molecule: messenger RNA, 276 nt
Organism: Anisakis simplex (herring worm)
Lineage: Eukaryota; Metazoa; Nematoda; Chromadorea; Rhabditida; Anisakidae
Source: the annotation of a GenBank genome assembly